This is a messenger RNA of Xylona heveae TC161, 3429 nucleotides long. RefSeq names its product beta and beta-prime subunits of DNA dependent RNA-polymerase. Gene Ontology annotation, molecular function: DNA-directed RNA polymerase activity; ribonucleoside binding; DNA binding. Gene Ontology annotation, biological process: DNA-templated transcription. The transcript has 4 exons. The record is from RefSeq and is a predicted model, not a curated record. Lineage: Eukaryota; Fungi; Ascomycota; Xylonomycetes; Xylonales; Xylonaceae. Gene Ontology annotation, cellular component: RNA polymerase III complex. Bases 1 to 3429 code for a protein of 1142 amino acids.
AUGCUGAAUAUACAGGAUCUCGAAGCGUUAUUCCAGACUCAUUAUGAAGGGAAGUCAUUGACGGAUCCGAUAAGCACUGCAAAGGACAAAUGGAAUCUUUUACCGGCCUUUCUCAAGGUGAAGGGCCUUGUAAAACAGCAUAUCGACUCCUUCAACUAUUUCGUUGAGGUCGAAUUGAAGAAAAUUGUACAAGCCAACAAGAAGGUUUUGAGCGAUGUGGAGCCUCAGUUCUAUCUGAAGUAUACCGAUAUUUGGGUUGGUUCUCCGGAGCGUCUCGAUGCCGACGGCGAAGAUCAGAUUACGCCAAACGAGUGCAGAUUACGGGACAUGACAUAUGCAGCUCCCGUCUUUGUCGCGAUCGAAUAUGUUCGAGGAAAGUCUGUGGUCAAACGGCCAAGAGUGCCAAUAGGUCGGUUGCCGAUUAUGCUUCGAAGCUCAAAGUGUGUUUUGUCGAACAAGUCCGAAAGCGAGAUGGCAAUACUUAACGAAUGUCCUUUGGAUCCCGGCGGAUACUUCAUUGUGAAUGGCACCGAAAAAGUUAUCCUCGUUCAGGAACAACUGAGCAAGAAUCGAGUAAUUGUCGAGGCUGAACCCAAGAAGGGCAUUGUGCAAGCUUCUGUUACCAGUUCUACCCAUGAGCGCAAGUCUAAAAGUUAUGUGAUUCUCAAAAAGGAUCGAAUAUAUUUGAGACACAACGUCUUGAAUGAAGAUGUCCCGAUUGUCCUUGUUUUGAAGGCGAUGGGGAUCCAAAGUGAUCAUGAAAUCCUACUUCUCGUUGCCGGAAUUGACAAUGUCUACCAAGACGAUUUUUCUGUCAACUUUGAAGAAUGUGCCAAGCUUGGAGUCCAUACCCAGCAGCAGGCUCUCGAAUAUCUCGGAGCUAGGAUCAAGAUUACAAGAAAGCCGAUAGGCAGCGGAGCACUCAAACGUAAUUAUACGCAGGAAGCUCUUGAAGCCCUGGCUUCUGUCAUCAUCACUCAUGUACCCGUCCGUGGACUUAAUUUCAGACCUAAGGCAUUGUAUGUGGCAUUCAUGGUCAGAAGAGUGCUCAUGACUAUGCACGAUCCAAAUAUGGUGGACGAUCGUGAUUACGUGGGAAAUAAGCGGCUCGAGCUGGCCGGACAGCUCCUGUCUCUUUUAUUUGAAGACCUGUUCAAAAAGUUCAACCAUGACCUGAAAAUGAAUAUUGACAAGGUGCUCAAGAAGCCCAACAGAACUCAAGAGUUCGACGCUUUUGAGCACAUGCAGGUCCAUGGGAAUUAUAUCACUCAAGGAAUGAAUCGAGCAAUAUCAACGGGUAAUUGGAACCUCAAGCGAUUCAAAAUGGAGAGAGCUGGUGUCACGCAUGUUUUAAGUCGUUUAAGUUACAUCAGUGCUCUCGGCAUGAUGACUCGAAUCUCUAGUCAGUUUGAGAAGACUCGAAAAGUCAGCGGGCCCCGAGCGCUCCAGCCGUCUCAAUUCGGCAUGUUGUGCCCUUCAGACACACCGGAAGGAGAGGCAUGUGGUCUUGUCAAGAACCUCGCGCUGAUGACACACAUCACUACGGAUGAUGAAGAAGCCCCAGUUAUCAAACUUGUCUUCGUACUCGGUGCUGAAGACAUCGCCGCCAUCAGUGGAAGAGUAGUCUAUGGACAAGGCGCUUACAUAAUUUUCAUCAAUGGAACCCCUAUUGCAUUGACAAGGCAGCCCAAGCAAUUCUUAAAUGGCUUCCGAAAGUUUCGACGGAUGGGUCGUGUAUCCGAAUUCGUCAGUAUAUACAUCAAUCACCAUCAUCAUGCCGUUCACAUUGCCACCGACGAGGGGAGAAUUUGUCGGCCCCUUAUAGUUGUCGAAAACGGUAAAUCUCGAGUGACUGCUCGCCAUCUCCAGGCUCUGCGCAAAGGCGAGUUACAGUUCGACGACUUUCUUUCUCGAGGACUUGUGGAGUAUUUGGACGUCAACGAAGAAAACGAUUCGAACAUAGCGAUUUACGAGAAGGAUAUCAAUCCGUCCACGACUCACUUGGAAAUCGAACCUUUCACGGUUCUCGGUGCCGUGGCUGGGCUCAUUCCCUACCCGCAUCACAACCAAUCUCCUCGGAAUACCUACCAGUGUGCCAUGGGUAAACAAGCAAUAGGCGCGAUCGCCCAUAACCAAUUCCUUCGAAUUGAUACACUGCUUUAUUUGAUGGUAUAUCCUCAGAAGCCAAUGGUGAAGACUCGGACCAUUGAGCUUAUCAAGUACGAUAAGUUGCCUGCUGGGCAAAAUGCAACAGUUGCCGUAAUGAGCUAUUCGGGGUAUGAUAUUGAAGACGCGUUGGUUCUCAACAAAGCCUCUUGUGACCGCGGCUUUGGUCGAUGCCAAGUGUUUCGAAAGUAUGCCACUCAAUUGAAAAAGUAUCCGAAUGGGACGAUGGACCGUGUUGGUGAUCGACACGAGGAGAACGGCGCCCCAAUUAAAAAGCACGCGCUUCUCGACACUGAUGGGCUUGCUGCUGUGGGGGAUAAAGUCAGUAGCGGAGAAGUAUACAUUAUGAAACAGACGCCUCUCAACACGUCAGCAUCGGGUUUGGGUUCCGAUUAUGGCACAAACGAGUACCGGGACACUCCAAUGACGUAUCGACUGCCCGAUCCAUCGUAUGUUGAUAAAGUUAUGAUUUCGCAGACUGAAGCAGAGGCAACACUCCUCAAAAUCCAAACACGCCAGACACGACGCCCUGAGUUAGGAGACAAAUUUUCGUCCCGCCAUGGACAGAAAGGCGUUGUGGGCAUCAUCGCCGAACAAGCUGAUAUGCCCUUCAACGAUCAAGGCAUCGUUCCCGAUAUCAUUAUGAACCCUCAUGGAUUUCCAUCGCGAAUGACCGUUGGCAAAAUGCUCGAGCUGGUAUCGGGUAAAGCUGGAGUUUUGUCGGGAAAUUUGCAGUAUGGAACUGCCUUCGGCGGAAGCAAGGUCGAAGAUAUGGGCAACAUCCUUAUCAACAAAGGCUUCAGUUACUCUGGAAAGGAUUAUUUGACUAGCGGGAUUACUGGAGAGGCUCUUCCUGCUUAUGUCUUUUUUGGUCCUAUUUAUUACCAGAAGCUCAAGCACAUGGUGCAAGACAAGAUGCAUUCUAGGUCUCGUGGACCUCGAGCUAUCCUAACCCGUCAACCAACGGAGGGUCGUUCCCGAGAUGGUGGACUUCGUCUUGGUGAAAUGGAACGAGACUGUCUUAUAGCCUAUGGGGCAUCUCAAUUAUUACUCGAGCGACUCAUGCUCUCUAGCGAUAAACAUGAAGUUGACAUCUGCGAGACUUGCGGGUUGAUGGGAUAUCAGAAUUGGUGUCAGAACUGUAAGAGCUCGAAGGCGGUUGUCAAGAUGAUGAUUCCGUACGCCGCAAAACUACUUAUUCAAGAAUUAUUGAGCAUGAAUGUCUUGGCAAGGCUGAAAUUAGAGGACGAAUUCCCGGCAUAG